AUGCUGUUCCGGACGGCGUUUGCGCUUGGCGUCUUAUUGGCGUUUGGCGACGCCCUGUCGCGGCAAAAGAGAAUCGUCGGCGGAUAUCCUUCGCUGCUGCCGGAAUCCGACGGUUUCAACGUCAGCCAACCAUCCGGUAAUUACGGUAAUUCCCAGAAUAAUGAGAAUACCGUGGUACAAGUGCAAGACGACUACCGGUCUGCCACGGUCACCGGUGUCGAGGAACCCGAAGGCUAUCAAGCGUACAAAGGCAUCAGGUACGCCGAACCACCCGUGGGAAGACUCAGGUUUCAGCGACCGUCUUUUCUUCGUCUUUCUGGAGAAAUCGACGCCACCAAAUUUGGAUCUCCUUGCCCACAGUUGAGUUCUGAUGGCAGUGGACUAGUUGGAAGUGAAGAUUGUUUAUUUCUCAAUGUGUUCACUCCGUUGAAAAAACCCAAGAACUCAAAUAUCCCAGUAUUGAUUUGGAUACACGGAGGAGGUUUCUUUAGCGGUUCGGCUUUACAAUAUGGACCUGCCCAUUUAGUGAAAAAUAAUAUUAUUGUAGUUACAAUACAAUACAGACUUGGAUCAUUAGGUUGGCUUACAAGUAAUUUAAAACAACUCCCUGGAAAUGUUGGAUUGUUUGACAUGAGUGCUGCUGUCCAAUGGGUUAAAGAUUAUAUUAAUUAUUUUAACGGAGAUCCAGAAAGAAUCGUUGUAUCUGGUCAAGGUAGUGCAGCUAGUGCUGUAACAUUACUGACAAUGUCAGAUUUUACAAAAGGAAUGAUAAGUGGAAUUGUUGCAAUGAGUGGUAGCCCACUGUCUGCAUUUGCAGUAGACCCUGCGCCAAAACAAACAUAUCAAAAUAUGACUACUUUACUAGGAUGUGAUCAAUCUGUACCAUUAGAAGCAAUUCGAUGUUUGCAAAUGUUAUCAAUCCAAACCAUUAUUAACUCUGACUUUAAAUACCAGAAUACAAAAUUAGGAAAAGAAGGAUACUUAACUGGAUUGGGUAGUUUGUUAAAUGUUGGUCCUACUGUGGAAGGUAGCAAUGAUGGCCGUUUUUUGCCAAAUUUCAUCCUAGAUUCACCACUACGUUUAUUGAAGAAACACAAAUCACCGAAAAUCCCAAUACUUACUGGUGUUAAUAAGUUAGAAACUAAAUCAGGAAUUUUGGGAAAAUACCGAAAUCAAGUAAUAGACAAUUUGAACAAAAUACCGGAGUAUAUUAAUAAAGUAUUACCACAGAAAGUGCUCACUACUAACACAGGUUUAUUCAAAGACGGAAGUGUAAAUAAUGCUCUAAAAAACUUAUUUGAGAAUAUUGAUUACUUAAAUUUAUUCCCAACAAAACUUGAAACUGGGGUUAAAGAGAUUACAAAAGUAAUGCAGGUGUACAACUGGACGCAAUUAUUCAACUGCCGGCAGUCUUACAUCAGCAUUUAUGGUCAAAACGGUAGCAGUGCAUACUUUAUAGUUUUGAACAUAAACCAGUAUUAA
This is a messenger RNA of Macrosiphum euphorbiae (potato aphid), 1482 nucleotides long. NCBI's taxonomy places the organism in Eukaryota, Metazoa, Arthropoda, Insecta, Hemiptera, Aphididae. The record is from the annotation of a GenBank genome assembly.